This is a messenger RNA of Theobroma cacao (cacao), 1465 nucleotides long. Its product is annotated as Plastid-lipid associated protein PAP / fibrillin family protein. NCBI's taxonomy places the organism in Eukaryota, Viridiplantae, Streptophyta, Magnoliopsida, Malvales, Malvaceae. The record is from RefSeq and is a predicted model, not a curated record.
UCUAGGGAGACGAACUCACUGCUCUCACUCAGUCACUUGAAACAUUUGUUAUGGCUGUGGCUGCGCAAGUGGGAGCGGCAACAUAUCUGAACGUAUGGCGAAACCUGGCUUUGAACCCUCCUCCGAGCCUUUUCAAACCCUCCGCAAAUCCCAAUCCCAACCGCUUAACCCUCCACAUUUGUCGGUGUUCUCUGGUGAAUGAGCAGCAAGCUUCCUUCACAGAGCAAGAAAAGCGGCUCAUCGACGCCCUCAUUGGAAUCCAAGGCCGAGGACGAUCGGCUUCUUCUAACCAGCUCAAUGAUGCGGAGCGUGCAGUUCAAGUUCUAGAAGGCCAAGAAGGCAUGCCAGACCCCACAAGCUCUGAUCUAAUUGAAGGUCGGUGGCAAUUGAUGUUUACGACUAGACCUGGCACAGCAUCUCCAAUUCAGAGAACAUUUGUCGGGGUCGAAUUUUUUAGCGUAUUUCAAGAGGUCUAUCUUCGGACAAAUGAUCCACGUGUUUCCAAUAUCGUAAAAUUUUCUGACUCAAUAGGUGAGCUAAAAGUAGAGGCAGCAGCAUCAAUCAAAGAUGGAACACGAAUCAUCUUCCAGUUUGACAGAGCAGCCUUUUCAUUUAAAUUUUUACCAUUUAAGGUACCAUAUCCAGUCCCAUUUAGACUUCUUGGAGAUGAAGCAAAGGGCUGGUUAGACACUACAUAUCUGUCUCGUUCUGGAAAUCUACGCAUCUCAAGAGGAAAUAAGGGCACUACAUUUGUGCUUCAAAAGAAGACUGAUCCUAGGCAAAAGUUGCUAGCAGCCAUUUCCACAGGAACGGAAGUUAGAGAGGCAAUUGAUGAGUUUAUCUCCUUAAGCAAGAGUGUAUCUAAAGAUGAACCAGUACUCUUAGAAGGAGAAUGGCAGAUGAUAUGGAGCUCACAGUUGGAGACAGACAGUUGGAUAGAAAAUGCUGGCAAUGGUCUUAUGGGCAGUCAGAUUGUCAAGAAUGGACAGAUGAAGUUUUCAGUGAACAUCUUACCUGGGGUCAGGUUCUCCAUGAUUGGCAAGUUUGUCAAAUCUGGCACAAAGACUUACAAUGUUACCAUGGAUGACGCAGCCCUUAUUGGUGGUCCAUUUGGAUACCCUUUAGAAAUGGAAACCAAGAUCAAUCUGGAGCUCCUAUACAGUGAUGACAAGAUCAGGAUUUCCAGGGGCUACAAUAAUAUUUUAUUUGUUCACCUACGAAAAGAUGGGUCAAAAUAGAUGAAAACCACAGGAUCAGGAGAUUUAACUUGAAUACUUUAUACAACAAUGUAUAUAAUGGAGUGUUUCAUUUCAAUUUUGUUUUUCUUUUUAAAGUUAUUGAGCAUAUAAUGUUAAGGUGACCACACCCUAUUUCAGGGAAAUAUGUAGGCCACAUAAGCAUAUUAUUUGAGAAAAUCUGAAGGAGCAAUUUAUAUAUCUGAAAAUCGGCUAGUAAUUCUGUUUUA